Xenopus tropicalis (tropical clawed frog) is the source of this 1103-nucleotide messenger RNA. RefSeq names its product coiled-coil domain containing 28B (gene ccdc28b). The record is from RefSeq and is a predicted model, not a curated record. NCBI's taxonomy places the organism in Eukaryota, Metazoa, Chordata, Amphibia, Anura, Pipidae. The transcript is spliced from 6 exons. Bases 161 to 730 code for a protein of 189 amino acids.
AAGGAGGAGUGAGCGGUGCGACUGGGGAGGAGGAAUAAAUAGUCUUGCCGCUCCGCUGUCCCCAUUCAACCUCAGGUCAGUGACCCCUGGGAAAUACUAGCUGCUUGUUUAUUUCCCUAUUUCGUCCUUCUGCCGGACCAGGUACAAAAGCACAGUCAGGAUGGAGGAUAAGAGGAAAAAGAGAAGCCCCAAGGUGUGUGUGACCCAGACGCUGCCACCUGCACCCCUGCAUAAAGUGCCUGCACCUCCCUGUAAAAGUGCCACCUUCAGUCUUGGGCUUCCACACCCCCCUUCCCCUAAACAGAGGGGCAAAGUAAAGAGGGGUGUUAAAGAGCGUACUAGGCCCACUGCAUCAUGUGAGGCAGGAAGCCCAGGGCCCAGUCUGCAGCAUUCCUUUCUUACAGACGUAUCUCAUGUGUGUGAGAUGGAGGGAGGCCUACUCAGUCUUCUUAAUGAUUUCCAUUCUGGAAAACUCCAGGCAUUUGGCCAGGUAUGCUCCUUUGAGCAGUUGGAACGGGUACGUGAGAUGCAAGAGCAGCUGGCUCGGCUCCACUUCAGUUUGGAUGUUUGUGCGGAGGAUUUGAGGGAGGAGACCCACGCUGAGCAGAACUUGGAACAGUUGUUGAGUAAUCUGGAAGAACUGAGUAACUCUAUACAAAAAUUGCACCUGGCAGAAAAUCAGGAGGCAACAUCCACCCCCAGUGAUGAAGUGACAGAGAGCCUGCAGUAAAGUACAGCAUGGAGUGAGAAGGAGGACAUGUACCAGCACUUCACUAAACAGACUAUAAAACUAAAACAUCUAGUUUUUAGAAUUGGCCAAAUAACUCAAGGCCCCAAAAGAGCUUUCUCUUUUUUUCUUUCUUGUGUGCUAGCAAACAGCAAGUAUGAUUAUCUUAACUCAAGAUGACAAGCUGGUUAUAGUGAAAUGAGAUAAAGAUUUUUCUUUAGAUUUAUAAUUUAAUAGCAAUAAUGCAUCAGGAAAAAUACAGGCCAUAGGGAAAGUAGACAGAAGAGUAACUUGGCUUCUGUAUGUGGUCAUGCCUUUUAAGUAUGCAGCCUUCCUGUAAGGUGUUACAAUUUUUAAUAAACUUUUUAGAAUCUAA